Molecule: messenger RNA, 2332 nt
Organism: Varroa destructor (honeybee mite)
Lineage: Eukaryota; Metazoa; Arthropoda; Arachnida; Mesostigmata; Varroidae
Product: heat shock 70 kDa protein 1-like
Molecular function (GO): ATP binding; ATP-dependent protein folding chaperone
Source: RefSeq, a predicted model, not a curated record
UUCACCGAGCGGCACCGGCUGAAGUACUUGUACGGCGCCGUAGUUCGUUCUAACAAUUGGAACUGCCGAGAAAACUAUAUCUUUUUUUAUGUUUAAUUUCGCGUAAACGCUAUCCGCGUUGCUGGUCACCGACACCAGAUCGUUAGACCAAAACGGUACUCGGGAACUCGAACGUCUCUUAGAUUUGCUGAGCUAACGAAGUCGCCUUGUGUAUUGUUGAUUGUACAUCGAGCUAAUCGGAGAGAUACUAAGCAACAAAUGACUCAACAAACAGAGAAAAUGUCAGAGCGCAGUGUAGCCAUUGGAAUUGAUCUGGGCACGACGUAUUCGUGUGUUGGCGUGUUCCGUCAUGGCAAAGUGGAAAUAAUUGCAAAUGAGCAGGGAAAUCGUACCACCCCAUCGUAUGUUGCAUUCACUGAGGCCGAACGGCUAAUUGGUGACGCCGCAAAAAGCCAGGUGGCUAUGAACCCGGCGAACACGAUAUUCGACGCUAAGCGACUUAUUGGACGUCGUUUCGAUGAUCCUGCAGUGCAGAAGGAUAUUAAACACUGGUCGUUUCAAGUCGUGGCCGACCAGGGAAAGCCGAAAGUUCAGGUCGAAUUCAAAGGUGAGAAUCGGACCUUUCUGCCAGAAGAGGUCUCGUCAAUGGUGUUAAUGAAGAUGAAGGAAAUCGCUGAGUCUUACCUAGGAAAUACGGUAACCGAUGCCGUUAUCACAGUACCGGCAUAUUUCAACGAUUCGCAGCGUCAGGCAACGAAAGAUGCGGCCUUGAUCGCUGGUCUCAAUGUGCUUCGUAUCAUAAACGAGCCAACGGCAGCAGCGAUCGCCUAUGGACUCGAUAAAAAGAAAGGCGCUGGUGAAGGCGAACGUAACGUUCUGAUUUUCGAUUUAGGCGGUGGAACGUUUGAUGUAUCUGUUUUGUCGAUAGAUAAGGGCAUGUUCGAAGUGAAAGCCACCGCUGGUGAUACGCACCUCGGUGGCGAGGACUUCGACAACUGUAUGGUAAACCAUUUCGUGAAAGAGUUUAAGAAUAAGACCAAAACUGAUUUGUCUACAAACAAACGGGCCCUUCGUCGACUUCGUACCGCAUGUGAGCGCGCGAAGAGGACGCUUUCGUCGUCGACACAGGCGUCGAUUGAGGUUGACUCAAUCUUUGACGGAAACGAUUUCUAUUCGACGAUCACCCGUGCACGCUUUGAAGAGCUCUGCUCUGAUCUGUUCCGUUCGACACUCGGCCCCGUCGAGAAAGCCCUUCGUGACGCGAAGAUGGACAAGAAAACAAUCCAUGAUAUUGUGCUGGUCGGCGGCUCAACACGGAUUCCGCGCAUUCAAAAGUUACUCCAAGAUUUCUUCAAUGGCAAGGAGCUAAACAAAUCGAUCAAUCCGGACGAAGCUGUCGCUUACGGUGCCGCUGUACAAGCGGCCAUCCUAGCCGGCGAUAAGUCUAAGGCCGUCCAGAAUCUUCUGCUUCUUGAUGUGGUGCCGCUGUCCCUUGGAACCGAGUUAAAGGGGGGCGAGAUGUGCACUAUCAUCAAACGAAACUCGACGAUACCGACGCGAAGGACGGAUAUUUUCACUACCUGCGAAAACAAUCAGACCAUUGUAUCGUUCGCGGUUUAUGAAGGCGAGCGAACUAUGGCUAGAGAUAACAACCUUCUAGGUGAGUUCGACCUUAAGGGAAUCCCGCCUGCACCGAGCGGAGUGCCCGAAAUUGAGGUAACGUUCGACGUUGACGCUAACGGGAUCCUCAAUGUGUCGGCAGUGGACAAAUCGACGGGCAACAAAGAGAAAAUCACCAUUACGAAUGACCGAGGGCGACUGUCCAAGGACGAUAUUGAUCGGAUGGUUAAGGACGCUGAAAGAUUUAAGGCUGAGGACGAGAAACAUAAAGCGCGCAUUGCGUCAAGGAAUGCUCUUGAAAAUUACGUCUACAGUGUAUCAGCGAGCCUCGAAGGCCCAGGCGCCGACAAGCUAUCAAAAACAGAUAUUCAAUCAGUGCUUGACAAGGUGGCUGAACUUGUCCAAUGGAUUGACGAUAACCAAUUAGCAGAGAAGGACGAAUUCGAGGACCGUCGCAGGGAACUUCAAAAGGUUGCGAUGCCUUUGAUGCUGAAGAUGCACCACAGUUCGCGGUAGCUGUUCCAUAAAGAAAACUAAGAGGAAAAUGGCAACCUCUAAGCGCCGUCUGAAAACAGGUGGAAAUCAAUUCAGUCAAUCAAUCCACUAACGGGCUAUGGACAAUAUGGUUUAUUCAAACCAAGAUCAAUGGUUAUCUCAAAAUAAAUUUUUGAACUUAAACUUGAAACCGUGCAGGGUUUCAAUAUGCUUUACA